Molecule: messenger RNA, 1462 nt
Organism: Euleptes europaea (tarantolino)
Lineage: Eukaryota; Metazoa; Chordata; Lepidosauria; Squamata; Sphaerodactylidae
Gene: NOL4L
Product: nucleolar protein 4 like
Exons: 8
Coding region: 133-1422 (429 amino acids)
Source: RefSeq, a predicted model, not a curated record
CUGACUCUGGCUGUAAAAGAAGAGGGUUACUGAUAGCGUUGCCUUCCCAGGCAAGGUUACAGCGAGGGCUAGCUAACCUGGCAGGGAAAGCCACAAAAGGAUGAGACGUCAGUGAGCAGCGAGGACUUUGACAUGAACGACUCCACAUGGAUGUCAGCUGACCAGCACCUGAACUCCAGUCUGAGCCCCAGCCAGGAGGAAGGGAUGCGCAGCCCCCAGAACCUCCACAGCCAGGAGGAUGACGACUCCUCUUCGGAGAGCUGCAGCGGCAAUGGCUCCUCCACCCUGAACCCGUCCACCUCCAGCAGCACCCAGGGGGAUGCCGCCUACCCGGAGAUGAACGGGAAUGGAGCCGCAGCCCCCAUGGACUUCAGCGCCUCCUCUGAGGACCAGCCCAUCAACCUGUGUGACAAGCUGGCCCCCGCCCAUGCCACCCCUUCCUACCCGUCGGACGGCUGCAGCACCGACGGCCUGCGGAGCCGCACCAAGUAUGCGGCCAAAAGCACAGCUGAGUCACCUCCGUACAGCUCUGGCAGCUACGACUCCGUCAAGACCGAGGUCAGCGGCUGUCCCGAAGACCUAACCGUCGGCCGAGCCCCCACUGCGGAUGACGAUGAUGACGACCACGACGAUCACGAGGACAACGACAAGAUGAACGACUCAGAAGGGAUGGACCCGGAACGGCUGAAGGCCUUCAAUAUGUUCGUCCGCCUCUUUGUGGAUGAGAACUUGGACCGCAUGGUCCCCAUCUCCAAGCAGCCCAAAGAGAAGAUCCAGGCCAUCAUCGAGUCCUGCAGCAGGCAGUUCCCUGAGUUCCAGGAGCGAGCUCGCAAGCGUAUCCGCACUUACCUCAAGUCCUGCCGCCGCAUGAAGAAGAACGGCAUGGAAAUGACCAGGCCUACCCCACCCCACCUGACCUCAGCCAUGGCCGAAAACAUCCUGGCAGCUGCCUGCGAAAGUGAGACACGGAAAGCGGCCAAGAGGAUGCGGCUUGAGAUCUACCAGACAUCCCAGGACGAGCCUGUUGCCCUGGACAAGCAGCACCCCCGGGACUCGGCUGCCGUCACCCACUCGUCCUACUCGCUGCCGGCCUCCUCCUUCUCGCAGGACCCUGUCUACAUCAACGGGAGCCUGAACUACAGCUACCGCAGCUACGGGAGCCUGGGGGGCAGCCUGCAGCCGGCCUCUUCGCUCCAGACAGGGAAUCACAGUAACGGCCCGACUGACCUCAGCAUGAAAAGCAGCGCCUCCAGCACCACCACACCCCCGGCAAACAGCACGAGCAGGGGGGUGCCGGCUGCCCAGCUCAGCCCGACGGAGAUCAGCGCGGUGCGGCAGCUGAUCGCAGGCUACCGGGAAUCUGCAGCCUUCCUCCUCCGCUCGGCGGACGAACUGGAGAACCUCAUUUUGCAGCAGAAUUGACUGUUCGCCUCCCCGUGGCUCCCGUGCCAGAAGACUCUGG